This is a messenger RNA of Candoia aspera, 1549 nucleotides long. It is a transcript of the gene MED6, whose product is annotated as mediator complex subunit 6. The transcript is spliced from 8 exons. Gene Ontology annotation, cellular component: core mediator complex; mediator complex. Gene Ontology annotation, molecular function: transcription coactivator activity. Gene Ontology annotation, biological process: regulation of transcription by RNA polymerase II. Lineage: Eukaryota; Metazoa; Chordata; Lepidosauria; Squamata; Candoiidae. The coding region runs from base 60 to 800 and encodes 246 amino acids. The record is from RefSeq and is a predicted model, not a curated record.
UAUGUUGCCGUCAUAGCUUCGCGUCAGGAGAGAGUAGAUGCGACGCGUGGAAGUGAAUCAUGGCGGCGGUCGAUAUACGAGAUAACCUGCUGGGAAUUUCCUGGGUUGAUAGUUCAUGGAUUCCAAUAUUAAACAGUGGGAGUGUGUUGGACUAUUUCUCAGAGCGUAGUAAUCCGUUUUAUGAUCGAACGUGCAACAAUGAAAUGGUCAAAAUGCAAAGGCUAACCUUGGACCACUUGAAUCAAAUGGUUGGAGUAGAAUAUAUUCUUCUCCAUGCACAAGAGCCAAUUCUCUUCAUUAUCCGUAAGCAGCAAAGACAGAAUCCAACGCAAGUUAUCCCAUUGGCUGAUUAUUAUAUUAUUGCUGGAGUGAUUUAUCAGGCACCCGACUUGGGGUCAGUUGUAAACUCCAGAGUGCUCACUGCAGUACAUGGAAUCCAGUCAGCUUUUGAGGAAGCUAUGUCUUAUUGUCGCUAUCACCCUUCCAAAGGUUAUUGGUGGCAUUUCAAAGAUCAAGAGGAACGAGAUAAAGCCCAACCAAAAGCAAAGAAGAAGGAAGAACCAAGUUCUAUUUUCCAGAGGCAACGUGUUGAUGCAUUACUUCUAGAUCUGAGACAAAAAUUUCCUCCUAAGUUUGUGCAGCAAAAGGCUGGAGAAAAACCAGUCCCAGUGGACCAGAUUAAGAAAGAAUCAGAACCAGCACCUGAAGCUAUAAAACAAGAGGAGAAGGAAGCUGCAAAGGCCACACAACAGAGUACUGCUACUAAAGGACCACCAGAGAAACGAAUGAGACUCCAAUGACAGAAGGGAAAAUGACAUUCAUAACUAGUAAGGACUUGGUAAAGAAACAGAGGUAAACAAGUUAGCCAUCUAAAAAUGGGAUGGUAAACUCCAGCAUUUGAUUUUUUUUUUUCAUGUUACAAACUUACAGCAACUUUCAGGAUGGAAUUACCUAUUUUAGUGUUCAAGAUUGAAUUUCGCUUUUUGAAUCUUUUGAGGACCUUUUCAAGCUCUAAUAUUUGUGUGCUUUUUAUUAGUGUCCUCCUGUGGUCUGAAACAUCUGUCCUUCUCUUUCAUAAAUAGAGUUUGGCUCCAUUGUUCUGUCAGGUCUUUCCAAACAAAUUGGUUACAGCAAUGCAGAGAUUGUCCUUUUUCUGAAAUUUCAUUUUCUCCCUGAAUGUAUUUUAAAAUUAAAUAUCAAGAGGGAUAGAAACUUCAAAAAAUAAUCAUCUUCUGUCCCUAACAUGAAUUGAUUAUUGUACUGACCUUUAAUGAUUUUUUUUCCUUUUUUUCAGUUUAUCCUCUGAACAGCUUAUGCAUGGGUAUGAAAAUAGAUUCCCAUGAUAUUGAUUCUUGAAAUAUAUUGAAGUACAAUAGCCAGUAAAUAAGAGUAUGUUCCAUAGGCUUGCCUUUUCUCAGUUAAUCACUGCAAUAUUUUCUUAAAAUACAGGAUGAGACUUUACUUGUAUAGAAUAUUAUGUUGUAGUUCUCUGGUGGUUUCAGUAGCACUGACUAGGGACAUCUUACUUACUGUGCCUCCCUGCAGAGAA